Lycium ferocissimum is the source of this 1214-nucleotide messenger RNA. RefSeq names its product chlorophyll a-b binding protein, chloroplastic. The record is from RefSeq and is a predicted model, not a curated record. Gene Ontology annotation, biological process: photosynthesis, light harvesting in photosystem I; response to light stimulus. The transcript is spliced from 5 exons. Bases 105 to 917 code for a protein of 270 amino acids. NCBI's taxonomy places the organism in Eukaryota, Viridiplantae, Streptophyta, Magnoliopsida, Solanales, Solanaceae. Gene Ontology annotation, cellular component: membrane.
AUAAAGAUAAGCCCCCUCACCUCUCAUCAUAAAAUACCACAAUCUCACUGAUCUCCCUUAAUCACACACUACUGCAGACAAGAAAGAGUGAAGAAUUUGCCGACAUGGCCUCUGCCUGUGCUUCAUCCACCAUCGCUGCUGUUGCUUUUUCUUCCCCAAGUUCCCAGAGAAAUGGAUCAAUUAUAGGAGCAACAAAAGCUUCAUUCCUUGGAGGGAGAAGACUGAGAGUGAGCAAAUACGCUGCACCAGCCGGAUCGCCACGAGCUGUGACAGUGUGUGUUGCUGCGGACCCUGACAGACCACUCUGGUUCCCUGGCAGCACCCCUCCUGAAUGGCUUGAUGGCAGCCUUCCUGGAGAUUUCGGUUUCGAUCCUCUUGGCCUCUCAUCGGACCCAGAGAGCUUGAAAUGGAACGUGCAGGCAGAAAUUGUACACUGCAGAUGGGCAAUGUUGGGAGCUGCAGGAAUUUUCAUCCCGGAAUUCCUCACAAAAAUCGGAAUCCUUAACACACCUUCAUGGUACACCGCUGGGGAACAAGAAUACUUCACAGACACAACCACUCUAUUCGUCAUCGAGUUGGUACUUAUAGGUUGGGCUGAGGGAAGAAGGUGGGCAGAUAUCAUCAAGCCUGGAUGUGUAAACACAGACCCCAUCUUCCCUAACAACAAGCUCACAGGGACAGACGUCGGUUAUCCAGGUGGCUUGUGGUUUGACCCCUUGGGUUGGGGUUCUGGUUCCCCUGAAAAGAUCAAGGAGUUGAGGACAAAGGAGAUCAAGAACGGAAGACUCGCCAUGUUGGCUGUCAUGGGUGCAUGGUUCCAACACAUUUACACUGGAACUGGCCCAAUUGACAACCUCUUUGCUCACCUUGCUGAUCCUGGUCACGCCACUAUUUUUGCUGCAUUCAGUCCCAAGUGAGAAGCAGAGCAUCGUUUGCUGUAAUGAUGUGUAAAUGUAACAGUUGAAGUAGAUCUGUGCAAAGAAAGUUUUAAUACUUCUUUCCCACUCAAUGUAGUAACCAUACAUUUGGUUUGCUCGUGUCUGUCUUCGCUACCUAGGUUGAUAUGUAAAAGAUUGUUGUAUUUCUACCAGCAGCUUAAUCAGUCAACCGUAGUUCAAGAUGGCCAACCUCUACUCCGCUGGUGAAUUAAUCGAUAAAUAGUGUUGCUUGUAAUUACCCACUUUUUGCAUGGCUUAAUGUCGUUCAUCUUUUUA